AUGCCCGGGGUUGUCAGUGGAAAGAAGAGAUUCACAGAAACAAACAUGACCUUUUCCACUUCGAUCACACAAGAUUUGAACAGCAACCCUCAAUUAGCUUCUCAGAUCGCCAAAGAUAUUGACAGCCCCAUUCUACCUGGGCUGCCGGAUGAUGUGGCAAAAUAUUGCCUUGCACUAGUUCCUCGCUCUCACUUCCCAACCAUGAGUUCAGUGUGCAAGAAAUGGCUGUCAUUUCUUAAAAGCAAAGAACUCAUAACCAUACGAAAAUUAGCUGGUUUGCUUGAGGAAUGGCUUUAUGUCUUAACUAUGGAUUCUGAAGCAAUGGAAAGCCACUGGGAGGUUUUGGAUUGUUAUGGACACAGACAUCAGCUUCUACCACCAAUGCCUGGUCCAACUAAGGCAGAGUUUGGGGUAGUGGUUCUAAAUGGAAAGCUUCUUGUCAUGGCUGGCUACUCAUUGAUUGAUGGUACUGGCUCUGCCUCUGCAGAUGUUUAUGAAUAUGAUUCUUGCCUCAACAGCUGGAGAAAAUUGGCAAGCAUGAAUAUUGCUCGCUAUGAUUUUGCUUGCGCUGAGGUUAAUGGCAAAGUUUAUGCUGCUGGAGGCUAUGGGAUGGAUGGUGAUAGUCUCUCCAGUGCUGAGAUGUAUGAUCCUGACACCAACAAAUGGAUCUUGAUAGAGAGCCUUCGCCGCCCUAGGUGGGGCUGCUUUGCCUGCAGCUUUGACGGAAAGCUUUAUGUCAUGGGAGGAAGGUCAAGCUUCACUAUUGGCAAUUCAAAAUUUGUUGAUGUGUACAAUCCUGAAGGGCACACUUGGUGUGAGAUGAAGAAUGGCUGUGUCAUGGUUACUGCUCGUGCUGUGCUAGGAAAGAAACUCUUCUGUAUGGAGUGGAAGAACCAGAGAAAACUAGCUAUAUUCAGUCCAGAAGACAACUCCUGGAAAGUGGUACCAGUUCCUUUGACUGGGAGCUCAACUAUUGGGUUUCGAUUUGGGAUACUUGGUGGAAAGCUGUUAUUGUUUUCACAAGAGGAGGAACCAGGCUACCGUACCCUAUUGUAUGAUCCUGAUGCUUCCCCGGGCUCAGAGUGGCAGACUUGUGCGAUAAAGCCGUCUGGAUUGUGUUUGUGCAGUGUGACCAUCAAGGCAUGA
Molecule: messenger RNA, 1146 nt
Organism: Dovyalis caffra
Lineage: Eukaryota; Viridiplantae; Streptophyta; Magnoliopsida; Malpighiales; Salicaceae
Source: the annotation of a GenBank genome assembly